This is a messenger RNA of Meloidogyne enterolobii, 1071 nucleotides long. NCBI's taxonomy places the organism in Eukaryota, Metazoa, Nematoda, Chromadorea, Rhabditida, Meloidogynidae. The record is from the annotation of a GenBank genome assembly.
AUGCAACAAGAAAUGUUUUCUCAACCUCUUCUUAAUUUUCUUUCUGUUCAAUCUUUACUUCAAUUUAUUGAACAAAAUCCAGAUAGCUUCCCUGAGUUUGAACAACGUGUAUUUCCUCAAAGAGCAGCUACUAUUGAAGAAGAAAUUGACUUUAAUGAGGAAAAUGUGAGAAUUUUUCGGUUUCCUUGGUUAAAAACUCCUCAUUUUGAUGGACAUUUUGAUUUACAAAAAACAGAUGAAUUAAUUGGUCGGUCAUUAGAAUUAUUAAGUUGGAAUUUAAAAAUUGGUGAAAAUAAUAAUGAAAAUAUUUUGACUUCCUCAAUUUGUUUUUUGGGUAUUUUAUUGUCUGGAAAAUAUCAACAAGGAUUGGAUAAAAUUGAAGAAAUUCAGAAUUUGGUUUCACCUAUUGAUUUACCUAUUUUAUUAAAAACACUUCAAAUUGCAAUUCCAUUUUUGAAAAAUAAACUUGAAGCUACUAGAAAAAGUGAAAAUAAUAAUGAAAUUGAGAAAGAAGAAAAUGUUUUGGAAAAUCAACAGAAAGGAGAAGAAUUAAUUGCAAAAUUAGAAAAUAUUUAUUCAUCCAUUGUCGAUAACGGAAAUAAAUCUCCAAUUUUAUUAUGGGAAAUAUUGCAAAAAGAAUUACUUUCACUACAAAAAAGUUUUGAAUUUACUUUAAUGAAUGAACAGAAAAAAUUAUUUAAAGAAUGGGAAAAUAAAAGAAUUAAAUUAAUUGAAACUCAAACAGAACGAAUGGAAAUUAAUUUAAGAUUGGAUGAAAUUAAAAAACGUCAAAAAGAAAUUAAUUAUCAAAAAGAUUUACUUCAAUUCUUUGAAAAUCGGCAUAUUUGGGAGGAUAAAGCACUUCAGAGACGUAUAUUAGAAGAGGAAUUGGAUAUGUUUAAAAAUAGGGGAAGUUUAACAGAAGAGGAAUAUGGACAAACACUUUUCCAAAUGAGUCAAUUACUUAAAGAAGGCAAAACAGCCAGUCAAGCACUUGAAACUUUAAAGCUGGGAUCAAAUCCAGAAGAAAUUCAAGUAAAGCUGACAUCUAAACCAGAAAAAAGAAAAUGA